This is a messenger RNA of Mesorhabditis belari, 190 nucleotides long. Lineage: Eukaryota; Metazoa; Nematoda; Chromadorea; Rhabditida; Rhabditidae. The record is from the annotation of a GenBank genome assembly.
GUUGGCUCAAAAUUGUCAUGGAUUGACACUCAACUUGCCGAUCACAUGUACAUCGCUUACCGAGUUUCGACCCGACUACGCCUCGAAGAUAUCCACAGAUAAAUAUCCAGAGCUGCUUGCUUAUCAAAAACGAAUUCACAACAUCCCGGAGAUCAAGAAAUGGAUCGAGAAACGCCCACAAACUGCACUU